This is a messenger RNA of Notodromas monacha, 1620 nucleotides long. NCBI's taxonomy places the organism in Eukaryota, Metazoa, Arthropoda, Ostracoda, Podocopida, Cyprididae. The record is from the annotation of a GenBank genome assembly.
UUCUUUGUCAUUUUAUUACAGGAUCGGAUGAAGUGAGUCCAAUGUGUUGUGCACGAACGGGGUCACACAACAUGCGCUGUACUCCCUUGCGCGUUCCCCGUAGGUCUUCCAAUAACCCGUGCAAUGACACCACCAGAACAUUCCAACAACUGUGAGGAAAAUAAUUACAUAGCCAACACAGAAAUGUGAGUCUUCCCGUGAAGCCGAUCCAGGAAACUAGAAAAAAACGAGACGAAAAUUCAGAGGAUGGCUGGCGAAUUUCAGCGAGACAGCGUCAACCACGUGCCAUCCUGAGGCAUCGCGUGGAUUAGAUCCCUAUCCGUGGGGAACCGGGAUCAGCGACGCAGACAUUAUAAUCAACACCCGAUACCUAUCCUCCUAACAACAGCAACAAAAAUUGAAAGAAAAUCAGCGAAUAGAGCUUGCGGAUUUAUUAGCAAAACCCUCGAGUGAAUUUGAGGUGGGAUAGUUGUCAGUACGGCAAAUGGCGUCGGUGAGGAUGCGUAGCUGUCGCUCGGACUGAUUCGAUGGUCGUGCUCGGGGUGUUGAGCAGGAAGGCAGAAUUCUGCUGCUGGAGUCACAGCUGGUCUCAGGUUUAGUUGCCAGCGCAGUGAAAGGAAAACCGGAAACAAAAAGGUCGGCAGGAUGAGUUUGCUGUACAUGAAGAGUUUCCGGGAGUCGGAAGGCAGUCGGAGGACCACCAAGACCGGCGGCUUUGGCAGCUCUCUGUUCUCCAAGAAGUUUUCCUCGUCCUCCUUGGGACAGAAUCCGCAUGCCCAGGCGCAGAUGGCUGCUUCAGGAUCAGCAAUUUUGCAACAACAACAGCAGCUGACGACGCGGUGCGACUCGCCGCCGGGUUUCUUCGACGAGGAGUGCCCGCACCACGCGGUGAGCCGGGCGGAGUUGCGGGCGCGCACGUUCACGCCACGGGCGCGAUCGCCGCAGUUCCACUCGUGCUGCGUUGUAGGGCGGACUUCGGCGCAGCUCAAACCGCAGAGUUCGUUGGUGACCGCGUCCGCCAACAAGAUCAGAUUCCUCGCGGCGGCGUCCCUGCGUCGCCGCCGCGACGACGACGACGACGACGACGACAACGACGGUGGUUACCGAGGAGGCGGUGGUGGUGGCGGCGGCAGCGCGGGUUUCAAGGAUUUGAGGCACGCGUGCGACGACGACGAACGAGCCACCAUGUUGCAGAUGUACAAUAAUCAAAAGCAUAAGGAGAAGAGCGGAUCCAAGUCGGUGACAUUUCGGAAGACCGACGGCCGGUCGGGUGCGCGUAGUCACAACCGACACCAUGCCCAGCAGCACCACCAGCAGCAGCAGAACGCGAGCGUGGCGGCGAGCACUGUGGCAGGCGCCGCUGUAGCGGCAGCCGCCACCGGCAGCCUGGUCGUUGGUCGGCGACUGUUGUGCGCAGACCCGGCAGCCGGCGGCACAUUGAGCCGCCAGCAAUCGUUGCAAGGCAACCCAGGCAUCAAGAUCGGGCCUCUCACUGUUCGAGACGUGGAAAGUGUCGCCGGGUUGAAGGGCGUCGAAAGCCUGGCCAGUCUAACCAGGGACUGUUUCAUCAUUCCUGCUGAGAAAAUCGGCCGUUUCCUGCCUAUCGGCAUGAUGAAUUGA